Messenger RNA from Oryza brachyantha (malo sina), 1666 nucleotides. RefSeq lists its product as uncharacterized. The coding region runs from base 151 to 867 and encodes 238 amino acids. Lineage: Eukaryota; Viridiplantae; Streptophyta; Magnoliopsida; Poales; Poaceae. The transcript has 3 exons. The record is from RefSeq and is a predicted model, not a curated record.
CGAACAACGACGUUUUUUGACGCCGCCGCCACCGCCGCUUCCUGACUUUCUCCAACAGGAUCUCCGGCCACGGCCAGAACAAUGUGAUCCCCUGUGAUUAGAUAAAACGAAUGCUCAUCUCUUUUCUCUGCAUGCACUAGAUGUGCCGCCAUGAGGAGCUCGAUCCUUCUUCCAAUCAAAUUGCUAAUACAGAAAGAGAUGAGUCGUCCAAGUCAACUCAUCCAAAUGCUAUUAGAUGAUGAGUCUUCGUCGGAUGAUGACGAGGAAUUUAUUUUAUCGGCAGUAGAAAUAGUACAUGGUCAAGACAUGACCGACCAUGUACCGAAGCGUGGAGGCUCUGUGUAUGGGCACCAAGUAAUUGAUCGAGAUAGAUUGGGAGGACACUGUAGACUAUACAAUGACUACUUCUCUGAAGAAUCUACGUAUGGCCCUGCUUAUUUUAGGCGUAGGUUCAGAAUGAGACAUCAUCUUUUUUUACGUAUCAUGAAUGCAGUAGAAGCACAUGAUAACUAUUUUGUUGAAAAAAGAAAUGCAGCAGGAAUACUUGGAUUGUCAAGUAUGCAAAAAAUUACAGCAGUAUUUAGAAUGUUGAGUUAUGGAAUUGCAGCUGAUGCGGUUGAUGAGUAUGUGCGUAUUGGAGGUUCUACUACUAUAGAAAGUCUAAAACGGUUUGUUGUAGCUAUGAACGAAGUUUUUGGAGAGGAGUAUUUGAGAUCACCAAACGAGACUGACAUAGCUAGAUUACUUACGGUUGGGGAAGCAAGAGGAUUCCCUGGAAUGUUGGGCUCUGUAUGCACUGAAAAUGGAAGAAUUGUCCUACUGCAUGGCAAGAUCAAUAUACAGGGAAGUCUAGGGAGCCUACUAUAGUUCUAGAAGUCGUUGCCUCACAUGAUCGAUGGAUUUGGCAUGCUUUCUUUGGUUUACCAGGUUCACACAACAAUAUUAAUGUUCUUCAAAGGUCACCAUUAUUUGCAAAGCUAGCUGAAGGUGAAGCCCCAAAAGUAAACUAUAGCAUCAACGGGCAUAACAAUGACAUGGGGUAUUAUCUUGCAGACGGUAUUUAUCCUUCAUGGGCAACAAUUGUGAAGAGCAUUCAGAUGCCGCAGGGGAAUAAGAGAAAAUAUUUUGCAAAAGCCCAAGAAGCCGAUAGGAAGGAUGUUGAACAAGCAUUUGGUGUUUUACAGUCUCGCUUUGCUAUUGUUCGUGGAUCGGCUCGUUUUUGGGAUACAAAAACUCUGGGUCAAAUCAUGAGAGCUUGUAUAAUAAUGAAUAACAUGAUUGUGGAGGAUGAGCGAGAUGAUGAUUUUGAUUUAGAUUAUGAUGAGAUGGGAGAACAGGUGAGAGCUUCACAUGAAAGAACGGAUGAUUUUGAUGAGUACAUUCGCAAGUACAGUGAAAUUAAAGACAAAACAACUCACUUUCAGCUUUAAGAAGACCUCGUCGAACACCUGUGGCAACGUCAUGGAGACCAAUAUUAAUUUUCACUUUAUGUCAGAGAUUCUUGUUAGUUUACAUUGUUUACAAAUAAGUUGUGUUUAUUUUAGAUAAGUAGUAGUAUGAAAAUCAUGUAGACGCAUUUUUUAUGCCAAAUGUAUUUUUAGCAUCAUUCUAGCAGGAAGUGAGAAUAAAACAAGACAAUUUCAGCAAAUUUGAAUUAUUCUUGCAC